Messenger RNA from Acanthisitta chloris (rifleman), 1530 nucleotides. RefSeq names its product tumor necrosis factor, alpha-induced protein 2 (gene TNFAIP2). The annotation marks the transcript as partial. Gene Ontology annotation, cellular component: exocyst. The transcript is spliced from 7 exons. NCBI's taxonomy places the organism in Eukaryota, Metazoa, Chordata, Aves, Passeriformes, Acanthisittidae. Gene Ontology annotation, molecular function: SNARE binding. The record is from RefSeq and is a predicted model, not a curated record. Gene Ontology annotation, biological process: exocytosis; exocyst localization.
AUGAUGAAAAUGUUACCUUUUUUCCAAAGUGGUCCUUUUGGAAUACGUGGUGGAUCAGAGGGUUGCAGUGGUGCAAACAGGCAGCUUGAAAACCCUUCAGCAUCAGUAGCUGAGCAAGUCCCUGCCUGUCCUGAACCUUCCGUAGAUGAAAUCUGGUCCAGGGACCAGGAGAAGAUGAAUGAAAGGCCAGAGGCAGCUUGCAGAGCUUCACGUGCCUCUUCCAUCACAAGCAAUGAGAGCUUAAUCUCUGCUGGUGACAGCCCUGAAAAAGGAAAGAAAAUAAAGAGAAUCAUUGCAGGUGCAUUUAAGAAAAUGAUAAAGACCAAGCCACCCAGUGUUAAACAAAUCAUGGAUCUCCUUGAAGAGCAAAAGCUUUGUGAUGCUGCUCAGCAUCUGAUUGUCCUGGAGAAGGGUCUGUCUAUCAAAAGUGAGGAGGGACUGAACACCAGCCAGCAAGACAUCGAGUCUGUCUACGAAGUUCUGAAGCACAAAGUCUUCAGCGUCUUGAAAGACUCUCUGCUGCUGGCAAAAACAAACCUGGACCUGCUGCAGCAGGCAGUGGAGGCUCUGAAAGAGCAGGAGAAAGAAGAUCAGAACUACAUGUCAGAGAAUCCACCUGAGCAAAAUAUGCAAUUUAGACCUAGAAAAUGGAAAGAACUUUGGAUGGCUACAGUGAAGGAGUCAGUAGAGGCUCGAAUGAAAGACACAAGCCGUACUCCUAGAACUGAAAACCUCUCUGCAGUUGGCCAGAACCUCCUGCACAUGGGAAAGACAAUGAGAGAAGAUUUGACAGUGGUUGUAAAGUACAUUAAACAGCUUUAUCCUCCAGAGUUUAAUGUAUUCACCAUAUAUGCAGAACUCUACCACAAUUAUUUUGCCUCCGAGGCCAAGAAAAGUGCUGAGUCUCCUCUGGAAGAUAAGGAUAUUUACCUUCUUCUCUCAUGGGUGCACAACCUUUAUCCAGAAGAUAUGAGAAAGGAUCGUGCUUUAGCCGAGGAGCUGGAUAAAGUUAAGCUUGGGAGCCUUUUGCCAUCAAGUCUGAGCAAAGAGCUUGAACAGAGAUACCUUGACAGUGAAGAGGUUACUGUCAAAAAAUCGCUGAGCAAAUGUUUAGAUAAAGAAAUCCAAAGAUGGAAAGAAGACAAAGAACCAGAGAAGCUAAAUGGACAUUUUCAGAGUGAACUACUAGGAAUAUUCGUUAUCCAGAGCAUCUACAGUGGCCAGAAACGGGCCCAGAACAUCAGCAGAGCCGUGGGAGAGGAGCUGUCACGCCGCCUGUGGAAGGAGCUCCCUGUCUUCCUGAGCAGCUACAGGGAAGCCUUUGAAGACUUUAAGGAGAAAAGUAAGAAGCACAGACACUACAAGCCUAUCCUGAUUGCCAAUAUUAACAACUGCUGGAAUUUUAGAGAAUACACAGAGAAACAUGUGGCAGAAACGGAUGACAACAGAGCGAGUAUCCUCAGCACUCUUGGUGACAUUGAAAACAGUGGCUUUGAGGUGCUGCUCCAACAGCUCUUUGCCCAGCUGAAG